AUGAUUCUUUCCAUGUCAAGCCCUCAUAUUUGCAUCACUGGAAAAACCGGGCUAAAAGCAUCAGCCUAUUGCCAAUCAAAGAAAGAAAUUAUGGCGAAAAGUUUACAACCAGAAGGUAUGAGAGAUGAGUUGUCAUGUUCUGUGUGCCUUGAUCUUUUUAAAAGCCCAGUAACUCUAUCUUGUGAACACUCAUUUUGUGAAGAAUGCGUGGAUUCAAUUCGAAGGAAAAGCUCAUCAUCAUUUUCAGCAGAUUGUCCACUUUGCCGGAGAACAUUCCAGUUUGAUACCGAGCAUUUUCCCAAGAAAAACCACGUCCUAGGAAGAAUUGUUGAAGUUUACAAAGAGGAUGCUAUUCGGAGAUCCAAAAGCUGUUCAGAUUUGAGUGUCAUUGCUCCGAAGCGAUCAUCUUCUCAUGUGACGCCUUUGCAGCAAACACCAGAGUUCUGUAGACCCCAAGAUGCCUCUCGAACUGACAACACAACAGCUAGCCUCAGAAACAGCGUUUUAGAUCUAAGAGCAACUUUCACAAAUUGUGAACGUUCAGAAGACGAAGCGGAAUGUUUAACACGAUGUACGGCGAACUGUACAGACCCCCCUGGUAGAGCUUCUUUUCUAUGUGCGACUUGUGGUAACCAGUUCUGUAGAGUGUGCUGGGGCAGAGAACAUAACCUGCAAAGGAAUGAAGGUCACGAUAUAAAUGUUUAUAUCACGGCUUUUCGUGAACCUGACGGGAAAGACAUACUGUGCAGUGUGUGUGAUCCGCCAUUUUCAAAGGCGCAAGUUAUCUGCUUACAUUGCAACAAAGAAUUGUUCAAAAUGAUGGAGUUGAGGAAGAAACUUGUGAAAGAAAUACCCAAAUUUGCUAGAAAAAUUGUAAGAAUCUAUAUCUUUAUAAAUAACACAAGAUAUAUGGAUAUACUACUUCUGAGUUUAUUACAUACUACGUUUCGAAACCCAUAUCGGUUACGUUGUCAAACCACAAGAAGUGAAACAGAUUUAAGUGAUGGAGAUAAAGUAGUUUAUACAGAAGAUGAGAAAGAUUACAAAUGUACUGUACGGUGGGUUGGAAAAUCACAGGACAAUGUGUCUACCAUUGUAGGGGUAGAAUUCGACGACCCUAUUGGAACUGGAGAUGGUGCUUAUAACGGCGAAAGAAAGUUCUUUACCGUAGACAAUUAUGCUGGUUUCAUGGAACCUUUAUAUCUGAUAAGGGAAAGCGACUACAAUCCAAAGUCUUCCGUCGAUGCACUCUGUGAGGGAGGUAUCAUUUGUAAUGGGGAACACGGAAAUGGUGAAGUGUGGAGUGAUCUUGAACAAGAUGGUAACCAAGACAAUGACCUUGUCACAGAUGGUGUUGACUUUGAUCCGAAUCAGUUUGUAUUGGAUGAAGAAUUACAGAUUAUUUCGGAACAGUUCGCUACUGACAAUCUGAACUCAUCUUCUCUUGAGGAUCUAGCCCUCACCCCAGCUCCAGCUUUGGUUGACGUAAGCAAUAAUCCAGUAGCUCAAACAGCUAAUAAGAAACCGGUACCAAAACCACGAAAGAAAACUGGAGAAAAUAACCAUAACAAUCAUUUUUCAUUGAAAAUAGGGGAUAAUGUUGCUUAUUUUCACGAAGAAAAUGGUACCAGUACGUUGUGUAAAGCUGUAGUGAAAUGGAUUGGUGUGUUACCUGACGCAACAGAUGGACAAAUUACUGUUGGAGUGGAAUUAGAUGAAGCCAUUGGAUCAGGAACAGGCAAAUACAAGGCACAGAGACUAUUCUUUUCUAAAAUGAACCAUGCAUCAUUGAUUCCAAUAGAAGGGCUGUUGAAAUAUGAGGAUGUUUUUUAA
Messenger RNA from Lottia gigantea (owl limpet), 1833 nucleotides. RefSeq lists its product as hypothetical. The record is from RefSeq and is a predicted model, not a curated record. The transcript is spliced from 8 exons. The coding region runs from base 1 to 1833 and encodes 610 amino acids. NCBI's taxonomy places the organism in Eukaryota, Metazoa, Mollusca, Gastropoda, Lottiidae.